This is a messenger RNA of Coregonus sp. 'balchen', 7589 nucleotides long. The record is from the annotation of a GenBank genome assembly. Lineage: Eukaryota; Metazoa; Chordata; Actinopteri; Salmoniformes; Salmonidae.
GUUUGGUCAGAGGGACACAUCCAUCCUGAUGACUUCGUCCAUAGAGCAUCCGACGCACCUGCUGGAAGAGAACAGAACUCCCCUGAGGCAACAAGCUGAGCUAAAGUCAGUGCCACCCAAAAGCAUCAAAAGCAUCAAUAGGCAAGACUAGCCACCUCCUCUAAUUACCUGGAUCCAUCAGCACCUUAAUAUAAGAAUCUCAACAUCUUGUCUAUUUACGACAUUAACGUACGCCAAUUGUGCACUUUCAUCUACAAAUAGUCAUACCUCCCAGACAGUUUACCGAAACCCUUCAAUGGAUUCUUCCAGGUUAAUUCUGAAAACCAUCUAUAUAACACAAGACACUGCGAUAACCUUCACCCUCCCCACUGCUGCACCUCAAGUAGUCAAUUCUCUAUCAGAUACAGUGGUACCAUACUCUGGAAUUCUUAUCUUCACAUUGCCAAAACUUCAUCAUCCCUCAAUAACUUCAAGCGACGACUGGUGAACCAAACUACCCAAUAAUCCCCUCCAUAUAGCCUAACUCUCACACAAACACACGCACAUAAUCAAACAUGGCUUUUCAUGUAUACUGAGUAUAUCGUGUACAAUUUAAUUAAUAUGCUUUGUUAAAAUGAUUGAACAAAGAGUAUUUUUUUUGUACUUAUUAUAUUUGUGGUGGGGUUUUCAUAUCAGCCCUUUUGGGCUUCCAACCUCACCUGCACACCGUUUUUGCCAGUUUUUUAUCUGUACUAUUUUGUCUUUCACUUGUUUUCUUUGAUGCGAAUAAAUAAAACCUAAAACCUUCUCAGAAGUGCUUUUGUUGUUAUACAGUACUGAAAAAUUGAAUAAUAACAAUAAGGUUAAUGGAACUUUCAAAUUCUAUACAUUCUAUCCAUCAAAUGAUCUGUCAUGUGCUCCCUCACAUUUUUCAUCUCAGAUCAGGAAGACAUGCUGAUGCUAUCUUCACCAACAGGUACAGGAAGGUUCUAGGUCAGAUCUCAGCCAGGAAGUGCCUUCAGAUCAUCAUGGGAAAAUGGCUACGGUGAGUAGUGCAUGUUUAGGACACACUUUAUAUGGAUAGUCCAUCUGUAGAUCAACAAUAGUAAAUAAUGAUAGUCAAAUAUGUCUCAAACCAUUCAAAAAGUGCGAAAGACUACAAUGGUGAGAAUCGUGCCAAUAGACACCUCCCCGGCCCUCUCCCCCCGUGUCUGUCGCAAACAAAUGCAUUGAGCGGUUCUUGGCUGCAGAGCCCGUGAUGCUGAUAAGCCUACCCACAUGAAGACAUUUUUUUUGAGGACAUGACUGUAGUAUGCUAUAGUAUUUACAGUUUCCUGUAGUUUAAAAACAGUAUAAAAAAACGGUUGUAAACUGUAGUAUUUACUAUAGUGUUGUUGCAGACUGUAGUAUACUGUAGUAUUUACUGUAGUGCUUUUGUGGAAAUUACUGUUGUAUUUACUAUAGUGUUUUUGUUUUAUUAUCUUUGACAUAGAAGUGGAAGCUUUCUCCUUGAGGAAACCUACUGGACAAAUACUAAAGAGCAAAUGUUCCAUAACCUGUAGGUAGGUAGGACUGGGGAGGGAACGGAUAGUCUGAGCUUCUGCUCUUUUCUAUAACCUGUAGAUAAUACAAUAUAUGUAUAUACUUCACAUGUACAGGUAACUGCCAAAUUAAAGGAAACAUUUGUGUAAAUGAGGGAUACAAAGUAUGUUGAAAGCAGGUGAUUCCACACAGGUAUGGUUCUUGAGUUAAUUAAGCAAUUAAUAUCCCAUCAUGCUUAGGGUCAUGUAUAAAAAUGCCCAGUUGCCCAUUAUUUUGACUAUCAUGGCUAGAAGAAGAGAUCUCAGUGACUUUGAAAGAGGGGUCUCAAAGGAGCAUAGGGGGUUUAAAGGGUGUGUGUGUGUGUGUGUGUGUGUGUGUGUGUGUGUGCGUGCGUGCGUGCGUGCGUGUGUGUGUGUGCCCAGUUGCCCAUUAUUUUGACUACCAUGGCUAGAAGAAGAGAUCUCAGUGACUUUGAAAGAGGGGUCUCAAAUGAGCAUCCACCACCAUCAACAAAACACCAAAUGAUGGAAUUCCUCGUGGAAGAAUGGUGUCGCAUCACUCCAAUAGAGUUCCAGACACUUGUAGAAUCUAUGCCAAGGUGCAUUGAAGCUGUUCUGGCAGCUGUUUCCUUUAUUUUGGCAGAUACUGUACCUGUAUGUUUCGUGGCACAAAUUGGAAUAUGGGGGGGGGGGGGGGGGGUAUAAAAAAAUGACAUACUGUAGUGUUACUAAAGUUAAAAAACUGUAAUGUUUUUGCAGACUGCAGUUGUUUUGUGUACAUUGCUGCAGUCUUUUUUUGCAGAUAAUACUGAAGUAUUUACUAUAGUAUUCUACAGUAUACUACAAAAGUCUAUACUAAGUACUAUACAUGAUCGAGAGAUACUACAGUGUCUAGUAUAGUAUACUACAGUUUUCAUACAGAAUUCUAUAGUAUGUACUGUAGUAUUCUAUAGUAAACGGUAGUAUUUUUUCAUGUGGGUAGUCACUUGCGGUGUCGGUUUUAUUACAUAAAUACUGGAUAGCAGUGGAGGCUGCUGAGGGAAGUACGGCUCAUGAUAAUGGCCGGAACGGAGCAAAUGGAAUGGCAUCAAACACCUGGAAACCAUGUGUUUGAUGGAUUUGAUACUAUUCCACUUAUUCCGCUCCAAUCAUUACCACGAGCCCGUUCUCCCCAAUUAAGGUUCCACCAGCCUCCUGUGCUGGAUAGGCUAUUCUACGGGAUGGCCUGCCAGCUACAGAGAGGGAGAGUUAGGGAGAGUUGGGUUUGUGUGAUUGUGUGUGGGGUGUGUUUUGUUUGCUUCUAGUUGGACAAACCUCUGACAAAGUUUCACAACACACAUGGAUACACUCACAAACACAAUAACGUGGGGUUCAGGCUUCGGGUUAGAGGGAGUGUUAUCAGUUCCUUACUUUGGUAGCCUAACAUAGCAUAUUGACCUACUUUAAUUAAGGUUUAUUUUGGGGCUGUUAGAGAUUAUGAUUAUGAUUCAUAUUUUUCUCUUUAAGCAUUAGAUGACGACCCUUUAAAAGGCACAUGGCGCCAGAAAGAUUAUGAUUAGGAUAUACAGUACCAGUCAAAAGUUUGGACCUACUCAUUCAAUGGUUUUUCCUUAUUUUUACUAUUUUCUACAUUGUAACUAUGAAAUAACACAUAUGGAAUCAUGUAGUAACCAGAAAAGUGUUAAACAAAUCAAAAUAUAUUUUAUAUUUGAGAUUCUUCAAAGUAGCCACCCUUUGCCUUGAUGACAGCUUUGCACACUCUUGGCAUUCUCUCAACCAGCUUCAUGAGGUAGUCACCUGGAAUGCAUUUCAAUUAACAGGUGUGCCUUCUUAAGAGUUGUGGAAUUUCUUUCCUUCUUAAUGCGUUUGAGCCAAUCAGUUGUGUUGUGACAAGGUAGGGGUGGUAUACAUAAGAUAGCCCUAUUUGGUAAAAGACCAAGUCCAUAUUAUGGCAAGAACAGCUCAAAUAAGCAACGAGAAACGACAGCCCAUCAUUAUUUUAAGACAUGAAGGUCAGUCAAUCCUGAAGAUUUCAAGAACUUUUAAAGUUUUUCAAGUGCAGUCGCAAAAACCAUCAAGCGCUAUGAUACAACUGGCUCUCAUGAGGACCGCCACAGGAAAGGAAGACCCAGAGUUACCUCUACUGCAGAGGAUAAGUUCAUUAGAGUUACCAACCUCAGAAAUUGCAGCCCAAAUAAAUGCUUCACAGAGUUCAAGUAACAGACACAUCUCAACAUCAACUUUUCAGAGGAGACUGUGUGAAUCAGGCCUUCGUGGUCGAGUUGCUGCAAAUAAACCACUACUAAAGGACACCAAUAAGAAGAAGAGACUUGCCAAGAAACACGAGCAAUGGACAUUCGACCGGUCCAAAUUUGAGAGUUUUGGUUCCAACUGCCAUGUUUUUGUGAGACGCAGAGUAGGUGAACAGAUGAUCUCCGCAUGUGUGGUUCCCACUGUGAAGCAUGGAGGAGGAGGUGUGAUGGUGUAGGGGUGCUUUGCUGGUGACACUGUCAGUGAUUUAUUUAGAAUUCAAAGCACACUUAACCAACAUGGCUACCACAGCAUUCUGUAGCGAUACGCCAUCCCAUCUGGUUUGCGCUUAGUGGGACUAUCAUUUGGAGAAUUACCCAAAACACACCUCCAGGCUGUGUAAGGGCUAUUUGACCAAGAAGGAGAGUGAUGGAUUGCUGCAUCAGAUGACCUGGCCUCCACAAUCACCUGACCUCAACCCAAUUUAGAUGGUUUGGGAUGAGUUGGACCGCAGAGUGAAGGAAAAGCAGCCAACAAGUACUCAGCAUAUGUGGGAACUCCUUCAAGACUGUUGGAAAAGCAUUCCAGGUGACUACCUCAUGAAGCUGAUUGAGAGAAUGCCAAGACCGUGCAAAGCUGUCUUUAAGGCAAAGGGUGGCUACUUUGAAGAAUCUCAAAUAUAAAAUAUAUGUUUAACACUUUGUUGGUUACUACAUGAUUCCAUAUGUGUUAUUUCAUAGUUUUGAUGUUUUCACUAUUAUUCCACAAUGUAGAAAAUAGUAAAAAUAAAGAAAAAUCGUUGAAUAAGUAGGUGUGUCCAAACUUUUGACUAGUACUGUAUAAGGGGACAUGAUUGUCUGGGACAUAGUCCCAAAUGUCACCCUAUUCCCUACACUUUUAGAAAAAAGGGUUCCAAAAGGGUUCCAAAAGUGUUCUUCGGCUGUCCCCAUAUGAGAUCCCUUUUUGGUUCCAGAUAUAACCUUUUAGAGUUCCAUGUAGAACCCUCUGUUGAAAGGGUUCUACAUGGAACUUAAAAUAGUUCUACCUGGAACCAAAAAGGGUUCUUCAAAGGGUUAUCCUAUGGGGACAGCCGAAGAACCCUUUUUGGUUCUAGAUAGCACCUUUAGCUCUGCAAAAAAAUUAUGCGAGAUCACAGAAGUCAACAUGUGGGACUACGUGCUCUCCAAUGCCAUGAUAGAAGCUUUGCAUGUUGGGAAACGUGUGCCCAGAGGGAACAUUUUUGACUGGGAAACCAUAGAGCUCAAGGUCCAAGGGAACGUCAAGGUGAUCACUGAAGAGCUGUAGGGUGUCUCCAAGGCACCCACAACAUGCUCUCCAUCCAGGGGCGCUGAACUGAGGCCUGACCCUGUGCUCCUCUCAACUGUGUGUCUGUGAUGUACGCCAUCUGAGGGAGUUAAGAAAUGACAGCAGAAGACCAAUGUCUGUUGUUCGCUGUUACAUAUGGAAAAUAUAGUUGUAUUAGUUUGAGUUCCUGUCUCAUCUCUACAAAAAGAAAGUUCACAAUGGGCACAUAGCAUGUGUUUUUUGGUUUGAUGUGUGUGUGUGUGUGUGUGUGGGACAUUGCAGCACAGGUUUGAUCACUGAUGUAAUCUCAUAGAUAAACAGCAGGGGGCAAUCCCUGAUUAAUUUUGACUGAUGAUGACAUUGGGCGCGUUCGACAUUGAAGCCGAAUUUAAAGGAAAGUCGAGAUUGACUGAUUUACAAAUCACCUUGCAUCAUAAAUAACUACUCAAUACUAUUUGCAGAUCAGUCAGUCAGUCACUAUUUACCUAUGAAUAGGGCGGCAGGUAACCUAGCGGUUAUAGAGGCGAGGUUGCCAGUUCGAAUCCUGGGUCUGAUAGAAAACAUCUGGCGGGAAGUGAGCUGGCAACCGGAGGGUUGUGGUAUCAGAUCCUAGAUGCCAUUGCCUGCCCUUGAGCAAGGCACAUAACCCCCCACAACAGCUCCGCAGGUGCCCAGUGUGGCAGCUCCCCGCACCUCUCCAAAACAUGUACAGUGGGGAGAACAAGUAUUUGAUACACUGCCGAUUUUGCAGGUUUUCCUACUUACAAAGCAUGUAGAGGUCUGUAAUUUUUAUCAAAGGUACACUUCAACUGUGAGAGACGGAAUUUAAAACAAAAAUCCAGAAAAUCACAUUGUAUGAUUUUUAAGUGAUUAAUUUGAAUUUUAUUACAUGACAUAAGUAUUUGACACAUCAGAAAAGCAUAACUUAAUAUUUGGUACAGAAACCUUGGUUUGCAAUUACAGAGAUCAUACGUUUCCUGUAGGUCUUGACCAGGUUUGCACACACUGCAGCAGGGAUUUUGGCCCACUCCUCCAUACAGACCUUCUCCAGAUCCUUCAGGUUUCGGGGCUGUCGCUGGGCAAUACGGACUUUCAGCUCCCUCCAAAGAUUUUCUAUUGGGUUCAGGUCUGGAGACUGGCUAGGCCACUCCAGGACCUUGAGAUGCUUCUUACGGAGCCACUCCUUAGUUGCUCUGGCUGUGUGUUUCGGGUCGUUGUCAUGCUGGAAGACCCAUCCACGACCCAUCUUCAAUGCUCUUACUGAGGGAAGGAGGUUGUUGGCCAAGAUCUCGCGAUACAUGGCCCCAUCCAUCCUCCCCUCAAUACAGUGCAGUCGUCCUAUCUCCUUUCCAGAAAAGCAUCCCCAAAGAAUGAUGUUUCCACCUCCAUGCUUCACGGUUGGGAUGGUGUUCUUGGGGUUGUACUCAUCCUUCUUCCUCCAAACACGGCGAGUGGAGUUUAGACCAAAAAGCUAUAUUUUUGUCUCAUCAGACCACAUGACCUUCUCCCAUUCCUCCUCUGGAUCAUCAUUGGCAAACUUCAGACGGGCCUGGACAUGCGCUGGCUUGAGCAGAGGGACCUUGCGUGCGCUGCAGGAUUUUAAUCCAUGACAGCGUAGUGUGUUACUAAUGGUUUUCUUUGAGACUGUGGUCCCAGCUCUCUUCAGGUCAUUGACCAGGUCCUGCCGUGUAGUUCUGGGCUGAUCCCUCACCUUCCUCAUGAUCAUUGAUGCCCCAGGAGGUGAGAUCUUGCAUGGAGCCCCAGACCGAGGGUGAUUGACCGUCAUCUUGAACUUCUUCCAUUUUCUAAUAAUUGCUCUUGAACACGGCCACUGAGGUACAGGACUGGGCAGGGCACAGACGAGUUCAAGGUAGAGUUCCUCCCCGACUACAGCGCCUCGAUAGGUAUUUAACAUAUCAACUAACCACAGAUGAUAUAACAAUCUGAUGCCUGACUGCACAGUCGAUGGCGUGGCACGCAACCAUUGGUUGAUGCAAUGCAACGCUUCCGCAUCCAGUCGGGCAGAAACUCGACCUAUGUCAAGUAAGUAAAGUCAUGCAAGUGUGUCGUAAAUGCUAAAAUAACUACAAGAGUUGGACACACAACUUACAAUGAGCAUUGUGAGAGAUGCUGCACACUUUUUACAACUACACUUGCAACAUUUCCAAAAUAUGGGUUUCUGUCCAAUAUUCUGUCAUUGUUGUACUAUGGUAGUAAGGGAAGGUUCCUUAGGUAGUGUCCCAAUAGUGUUUUAAUUUGUUUCCUUUACGUGUCUCCUUCCAUUCAAGGCCCCUUCAUUACACUUUUUUUGAAGGGUAGCGAGGAGACGGGAGGGUAGCAAUUGCAGACAAGAAUUGGAACAUGGCCAGAGUAUGAUAGUGGUUAUAAAAAUGCUUCAAAAGUAUAGAAGCACUGCAAAUGUUUAUACAGACCGUAGUAUAUUCUUUCUCUCUUUGUUUUCAAUCUUUUAAACACAGAGAAGAAGCUGGGAGCUAUAAAGUGAAACGGCCAGUC